AUGCCAGUGACAUACGCGGAUCCCAUGGACUACAGUUCCGCUGCCAUGACUGAAGGGUUUGCCAACCCUAAUUAUGCCCUGAUUUCAACUUCUUCGGCGUCACGCCGAUACCCUGGCUCCACAGGCACUACAUACUCUUCCGGAUCAUAUUCGGACGGUGAUGACUUUUUGAUGACAACGUCUUCGGCCAUCAACUGUCCCUCGUUGAGCGCCUCGGACAGUACUUACAAUAUGCCGCUGAUGUCGAGCAUGGUCGGCUAUGACUCGGACCCGACUUAUGAAUUCCUGACAGAUGAGGUUCUGUCGGGGACCGGUACUUCAAACUUAAACUACCAUGGACAAGGACAGACCCAGGACUUAUUGCAAUCCAGCUAUAUUGCUACGGACCCAGGCAUGUACACGUCAGGGAUGAUGAAUAACUUCUUCUCCGCGGAUCUUUCGUGGCAGAACCGGGUGUUGACACCCCCACCAGAGGACUAUGUCCGGGAUAACUUGCCACAUCAUUUCUUGUCUGUCCAGGAUUACCAGCCGGAGCUGUGCCAGGAUGACCAGGACCUUGCUGCUUUUGAGAUCAAUGCCAUCUCGAAGUCUCCGUCGUACAGGUCGGGCUUCCCUCUUCCUCUUCAUAUCGCUACGCUCCGCUAA
Capronia coronata CBS 617.96 is the source of this 645-nucleotide messenger RNA. RefSeq lists its product as uncharacterized. The transcript has a single exon. NCBI's taxonomy places the organism in Eukaryota, Fungi, Ascomycota, Eurotiomycetes, Chaetothyriales, Herpotrichiellaceae. The record is from RefSeq and is a predicted model, not a curated record. Bases 1 to 645 code for a protein of 214 amino acids.